ACUAGGCACAGCUUAGCACACAGAUACAGCAUAACGUCUAUUUCAGCCCCGCUGUAAGUGAUACCGCACUAAGGAACACUUUCAUCAAACUCCGUUGGGGGACAGAACACUACCCAGGCUACAGCCCAUUUAUGUGUUAUUUUUUGUUGCUGAAUAUUAACCUUUAAAAAAAACUGUGCCGAAAAAGCUGAAGUUUUCAGUAAUCGUACCAAACUGUUUAAUUUUUGUGCGCUCUUGGAUGGAAGUUUAUGCGCAUUGUUAAAACGCUGUUACACAUGAUCAAUGAAACGGUCUUCCAUACAAGCGAUUUGCACCAUUUGUUGCAAGAGAGAGCAUUUUAAAACACACGCAGGGCUAUUUCAUGUAAAUCAAGCGACUUGGACCAUCAGCAUCUCUCCUGCCUCCCGCGAUUGAACCACAGUUAACCCACGAUAUCUGAAGAGGAAUUACAUAGGCUCUUUGAGUUACAAAAAAAUAUUCUGCAAUCAUUGCCUUUGCCUCUCGCAUGUGGACCAUAGACUUUUUUAGGACAUGGAUCAUUUGCUGUAGUGGAUAACCCUACCCUGAUGUGUGUUUUUUGUUUGAUUCCCGCUACCAGAAGAGGAGCUUUUUUUAUCCACUUUCCCACUUCAGUGUAAUUCUAUGGCACUUCUUCUUCUAACGCACUGAUGUCGCUACGUGACGGGAAUUGCGAUUGAUUUUCCAUAUUCUGUUUCAAGGGAUAGAAGGUCAACAUUACUAUCACUAGUGUCAAGUAAAGACAGUGACAGAGUUGCAGCCUCUCUGAUUAUGGACUUAGCAGGUCAUGCCCAUGUGCUGGUGGUGUUGCUCACCUGCCUGGUCUUGCUGUCCUGGGCCCAAGAGAAGGACUACACGGUGAGGGAGGAGCAGCCCGAGAAUGUCCGCAUCGGGAACCUACGGAAGGACUUGGACCUGAACCUUGACCCUGACUUCAAGCUGUCCUCGCCACUGCAGUUUAAGCCCGUCUACAAAACGGGCGAUGUGCCUUUGGUGAGGGUAGAGGCCAACACCGGGGAGAUCUUCACCACGGCUCACCGCAUCGACCGAGAGAAGCUCUGCUCAGGAGUAUUCAACGAGAAGCGCUGCUUCUACGAGAUCGAGGUCGCCGUUCUGCCUGACGAGAUCUUCCGUCUGGUCAAGAUCCGGUUCCUGAUUGAGGACAUCAAUGACAACGCUCCACUCUUCCAGUCCACCGUAAUAAACAUCUCCAUCCCAGAGAACACUGCCAUCAACACCCGAUACCCCGUGCCCUCUGCAUUUGACCCAGAUGUGGGGAUCAAUGGGAUCCAACACUAUGAACUUGUCAAGAGUGUAAGUGAGUUUGGCCUAGACAUCAUCGAGACCCCAGAGGGAGACAGAUGGCCUCAGCUGAUCGUCCAGCAGAGCCUGGACCGCGAGCAGAAGGACACCUUCGUCAUGAAGAUCAAGGUGGAGGACGGAGGAACGCCACCCAAGUCCAGCACGGCCAUCCUCCAGGUCACCAUCUCCGACGUCAACGACAAUCGACCGGUCUUCAAGGACAGUGAGGUGGAGGUGAACAUCCCUGAGAACGCCCCCAUUGGAACCUCCGUCACCCAACUCCACGCCACAGACGCAGACCUCGGCUCCAACGCCCAGAUCCACUUCUCCUUCUCCAACCAGAUCUCCUCAUCCACCAAGAGGCAUUUUUCCAUAGACAGCACCACCGGGCUGAUGACUGUCAAGCAGCCCUUAGACAGAGAAGCCACUCCGGUCCACAAACUCAUCGUCCUGGCCAGCGACGGCAGCUCCACUCCCUCCAGAGCUAUGGUUAUUGUCAACGUAACGGACAUUAAUGACAACGUUCCGUCCAUAGACACUCGGUAUAUAAUGAACCUUGUAAAUGGAACAGUUCUACUGUCAGAGAAUGCUCCUCUCAACACAAAAAUAGCCCUAAUUACAGUGACGGACAAGGACUCGGAUCUGAACGGCAAAGUGACUUGUUACACUGACCAUGAUGUUCCUUUCAGGUUAAAGCCAGUCUUUAAUGACCAGUUCCUGCUGGAGACUGCGGCCCCCUUAGAUUACGAAACAACCAGGGAAUAUGCAAUUAAGAUAGUAGCGUCGGAUUCAGGGAAGCCUCCUUUGAACACUUCAGCGAUGGUUUUAAUAAAAAUUAAGGAUGAGAAUGACAACGCUCCCAUCUUCCCUCAGCCUGAGAUUCAGCUGUCCAUACCAGAGAACAAUGAUCCAUCCACGCAGCUCAUAAAGAUCAGUGCCAUGGAUGCAGACAGCGGACAUAAUGCAGAGAUUAUUUAUUCUCUUGGCCCUGACGCUCCUGAUGGUUUUAACAUAGAUAGACGGUCAGGAAUCCUCUCCGUUGGCAAACGCCUGGAUAGAGAGAAGCAGGAGAAGUAUUCGUUCACUGUCAUGGCUAGGGACAAUGGGUCUACUUCCCUGCAGAGCAAUGUCACUGUGAGGUUAAUAGUGCAGGACCUCAACGACAACAGCCCAGCUUUCACCCAUCCUGAGUAUAACUUCUACGUGCCUGAGAACCUGCCUCUGUACGGGACCGUGGGCCUGAUCACCGUCACAGAUUCUGACGCAGGUGACAACUCCGUCAUAACACUGUCCAUCCUGAAUGGGAAAGACAAUUUCCUUAUUGAUCCCCAGACCGGUGUGAUCAAACCCAACCUCACGUUUGAUAGAGAGCAGCAGAGCUCAUACACUUUUAUGGUGAAGGCUAUAGACGGAGGGCAACCACCCAGCACUUCAUACGCCAAGGUCACCAUAAACGUUGUGGAUGUCAAUGACAAUCGACCCGUUUUUGUUAUCCCCUCGUCCAACUACUCUUACGAUCUGGUCCAGUCUACCACCAGCCCUGGGUCUGUGGUCACCAGGGUGUUCGCUAUAGACAAUGACACUGGCAUGAAUGCUGAGCUGCAGUACAGCAUCAUUGGGGGAUCACCAAGAGGGCUGUUUGCCAUAGACAAAACAACUGGUAAUAUAACUCUGCAGGAGAAGAUAGUCUCAGCCGAUCAGGGUUUACACAGGCUAGUGGUGAAAGUCAAAGACCUGGGCCAGCCAGAGUCCUUACACGCAAUCGCCCUCAUUCACCUGUUCAUUAACGAGACUGUAUCCAACGCUACGUUCAUUCAAGAGCAGCUACGUAAGAGCUUGGAGACUCCAUUGGACCGUAACGUGGGAGACAGUGAGGUCACACCCCAAGCCAACGGAUACGUGAUUGUUGUCAUCGCAAUUAUAGCUGGGACUAUGACAGUCAUCUUAGUCAUCUUCGUGACGGCCUUGGUACGCUGUCGGCAGACGCCCAGGCACAAAGUGGUGCAGAAGGGCAAGCAGAGCGGCGAGUGGGUGUCGCCCAACCAGGAGAACCGUCAAAUCAAGAAGAAAAAGAAGAAAAAGAAGAGAUCCCCUAAGAGCCUCCUCUUGAACUUUGUCACCAUAGAAGAAUCCAAGCCUGAUGAUCCCAGCCAGGAGCACAUUAAUGGAACCCUGGACCUGCCUGUGGAGUUAGAUGAGCAGACCAUGGGGAAAUACAACUGGGCCACUACGCCGACCACCUUCAAACCUGACAGCCCAGACUUAGCCAAGCAUUACAAGUCUGCCUCCCCCCAGCCAACCUUCCAAAUCAAACCAGAGACCCCGAUGGCGCCCAAUAAACACCACGUGAUUCAGGAGCUCCCGCUAGACAACACGUUUGUGGUGGGCUGUGACUCGCACUCCAAGUGCUCCUCCACCAGCUCAGACCCGUACUCGGUCUCAGAGUGCAGCUGUCAGGGGGGAUUCAAGACUUCUGGGCAAAUCCACACCAGACAGAAUCAGGGCCAGACACCAGAGAAGUCCUUCAGCUCAGUUGCAUCUACUUGUCCCCAUAAGGAGGGCUGUCUUCUCAGCAAGAUAACGGCUGUAAACACCCAGCGUCGUGUGACGUUCCACCUCCCGGAUGGUUCUCAGGAGAGCUGUAGCGACAGUGGUCUAGGGGACCACGAGCCCAGCAGCACUGCCAGCACCACUCAGCCUCUCCCCCUCGGCUUUCCCCAGGAAGAGUACUACCAACAGACUUCGCCCAACAGCCGCACCGAGGGAGACGGAAACUCUGACCCUGAGUCCACCAUAGUUGAGGUGAACCUGGCCAAGGCGCUGGCCGAAGCCUCGGAGACGUGCACCCAGGAAUGCCUGAUCCUGGGCCACUCUGACAGCUGCUGGAUGCCCCCGUCCCUGGUGACCCAGUUCCAGUCUCCGUCCAACACGGGUACCCUGCCUACCCUGCCCUCCUUUGGCUUCCAGCACCAGCAGAGCUCCCCAUGGGCCAGAGGAGCCAAGACGGAUGGGCGUCAGUGCCAUACCCUUGGCAGGUCUGUGCCCAAAGACGAUCUGGCUAAAGGGAUGAACCGGCCGCAGUUCUACAACACUCUGGAAAGACACUGCAGCAGCAAGAGUAAGGAGUCUGACCCCAUCAAGGUCAUCCCUCUGGCAAGCUUUUCCUCAUCUUCGUCAGGCCAGCAGACCCCAGCCAACGGAGGAUCCUCUGCCUUCUUACAUGAGCAUCAGCUGUAAGGGACCAGAGUAACACCAACCAGUUUGUCUAAAAUAUCUCGGUGUAUAUUUAACAUCGGUAGUAAGGGGCUGUAAGGGGACAGAGUAACACCAAUCAGUUUGUCUAAAAUAUCUUGGUGUAUAUUUAACAUCAGUAGUAAGGGGCUGUAAGGGGACAGAGUACCACCAACCAGUUUGUCUAAAGUAUCUUGGUGUAUAUUUAACAUCAGUAGUAAGAGGCUGUAAGGGGACAGAGUUUGUCUAAUGUAUCUUGAUGGUUUCUGAUUAUUGUGUGAACAUGGAAUGUGGAGGAAGGGACAAAACUGUUCCUCAGUCUCCACACUGUUGCUCCUCACACUCCACAAUGUUGCUCCUCACACUCCACAAUGUUGCUCCUCACACUCCACAAUGUUGCUCCUCACACUCCACAAUGUUGCUCCUCACACUCCACAAUGUUGUUCCUCUGUCUCCACAAUGUUGUUCCUCACACUCCACAAUGUUGUUCCUCUGUCUCCACAAUGUUGCUCCUCACACUCCACAAUGUUGUUCCUCAGUCUCCACACUGUUGCUCCUCACACUCCACAAUGUUGCUCCUCACACUCCACACUGUUGCUCCUCACACUCCACAAUGUUGCUCCUCACACUCCACAAUGUUGUUCCUCUGUCUCCACAAUGUUGUUCCUCACACUCCACAAUGUUGUUCCUCUGUCUCCACAAUGUUGCUCCUCACACUCCACAAUGUUGCUCCUCAGUCUCCACACUGUUGCUCCUCACACUCCACAAUGUUGUUCCUCACACUCCACAAUGUUGCUCCUCACACUCCACACUGUUGUUCCUCAGUCUCCACAAUGUUGUUCCUCAGUCUCCACAAUGUUGUUCCUCAGUCUCCACAAUGUUGUUCCUCACUCUCCACACUGUUGUUCCUCAGUCUCCACAAUGUUGUUCCUCACUCUCCACACUGUUGUUCCUCAGUCUCCACAAUGUUGUUCCUCUGUCUCCACAAUGUUGUUCCUCUGUCUCCACAAUGUUGACCUCAGUCUCCACAAUGUUGUUCCUCAGUCUCCACAAUGUUGUUCCUCAGUCUCCACAAUGUUGUUCCUCAGUCUCCACAAUGUUGCACAGAAGUGGAUCUGACAAUGGCUGUAAUCAUAUAAAUGGUAGUCCUAUACCAAAGUAGAUCCACAACAGAAGCAAAAUAUCUAAAACAUCAUAAUUUAUGUUUGGUAGAGUUUUUUGCUGAUCAGUAAUCAAAAAUAAUUUUGACCACCUAUGCGUAUUGGAACCAGCUCAGCGGAACCGUCCUACACACAAUUUACUUAACGAUAAACGAAACGCAAACACACAGUAUAGCUUGUGAACCCAAGGUGAAUGUUGUAUAUGUCCAAUCUCUGGUGAAAUAUUGCUUAGUGUAUCCAGCAAGACAUUCAGCUCCAGCUCCAACUGAUGAUCCAAGUUACUUUUUGCUCUCGUCUGAAUAUCUUUAUUGAAUCCCGUCUUGUUCAGGGGUCUGCAGACACAUACCUAAGACUCAAUGGACAAAAAAUGUUUCACUCUGUGUCGUGCUAACACUUUAUAUAAACAUGCAGUACAGUGCCAUCCCCCAUGAUACACCCAACACUGUUUCUCUUCAGAUGUUUCUUGUAUGGCGAGAUAUGAUGCCUUUGACACCCCUUUCCCUGCCCUCUAUUGCAAACCUACUCAUUUUCUACAUUAUCUUCCCACCCAAUAACAACAUAUUAAUUUUCAACAUUAUCUUCCCCGCCUAAUAGGAACUUACUCAUUUUCUACAUUAUCUCCCCACCCAAUAACAACAUAUUAAUUUUCAACAUUAUCUUCCCCGCCUAAUAGGAACUUACUCAUUUUCUACAUGAUCUCCCCACCCAAUAACAACAUAUUAAUUUUCAACAUUAUCUCCCCCACCUAAUAGGAACCUACUCAUUUUCUACAUUACAUUCCCCACCUAAUAGGGACCUACUCAUUUUCUACAUUAUCUUCCCCACCUAAUAGGAACCUACUCAUUUUCUACAUGAUCUUCCCCUGUAAUAACCACCUACUAAUUGUCUACAUUAUCUUUCCCAUGUAAUAACAAACUACUAACUUCAACAUGAUCUUACCCUCCUAAUUAACAACAUACUUAUUUUCUACAUGAUCUUUCCCCUGUAAUAACAAACUACUAAUUCUCAACAUGUUUACCCGCUUAAUUACAACAUACUAAUUUUUCUACAUCAUCUUUUCCCUGUAAAACAAACUACUAAUUUUCAACAUUAUCUUAUCCACCCAGUAAGAACCUACACAUUUUCCUACAUUAUCUUUCUCAUUGUAAUAAGAACCUACCCAUUUUCUACAUGAUCUUUCCCCUGUAAAACAAACUACUAAUUUUCAACAUGAUCUUAUCCACCCAGUAAGAACCUACAAAUGUUCUACACUAUCUCUUGAGAAGGAGCCUUGAACAGCACAGACAGAGGUUCCAUGCAAGGAGCUGUAACUUUUCUUUCCUUUUUUUACUUUCCCACCAUUAUUUCCCUUCAUUUAUCUUCCUUUCAUAUAAUAUAACAUGUAUUGUACGCGUCGUAAAUGAGUGCUGUGGAGACAAUUAAGAACAUCUCCCAGUUGUCUAGUUACUUUGAGCUGUGAUCUCCACAGUCAGUAUUAGCCGUGGUUGACAGCUCUGUAGUAGUUGUCUACUCUCACUGAAACAUAAUGUAUUUCUAGUAGUCAGGUAAUGAAAAAGUGGAGACAUAUACAGAGUCUGGAUGCAAAUAGCUUUUUAUUUGCUUUAAUUUGUGCCCCUAUCUCGUCAGGAUAGUAACCACUAUAAUGAGAGUUUCUGUAUCCAUAUGCAAGCACCUUAAACUCGAAGGAUGAAUUAACCAUAUUUGCAUAUUGACAUACCCCCUUUUUUUAAAUGAUUUAUCCUACGUUUUAUCCACUGUAUCUUUGAUUCAACCAUAUUUCCAUAGUUUCAAGGGAGUUCAUUCUGGAUAACCACUGACUGUCAUGGAUUUGGUAAACAUUGCAUGACCAUCACCAGUUAACAUAUUUAAAUGAAAUGUGUCCUCUAGCGGCUUGUGAAAGAAACAGGACAUGUUUAGGGUACCUCCCUGCAGGGUUAGACAGUAACAGGACAAGUUUAGGGUACCAUUCACCCUGCAGGGUUAGACAGUAAGAGGACAUGUUUAGGGUACCAUUCACCCUGCAGGGUUAGACAGUAAGAGGACAUGUUUAGGGUACCAUUCACCCUGCAGGGUUAGACAGUAACAGGACAUGUUUAGGGUACCAUUCUCCCUGCAGGGUUAGACAGUAAGAGGACAUGUUUAGGGUACCAUUCACCCUGCAGGGUUAGACAGUAAGAGGACAUGUUUAGGGUACCAUUCUCCCUACAGGGUUAGACGGUAACAGGACAUGUUUAGGGUACCAUUCUCCCUGCAGGGUUAGACAGUAAAAUGUGUCUGCGCUUGGUUGAGACUCUGCUUGCAUUCAGAUUACACUUCGGGUCAGGUAUCCAUCAGUGUAGAAAUGCAUUAGUGAAGCCCGGGUUUAUGAAAUUGCGUGUGUCAUAAGAGUGUUAUGUGGAAGGGUCAAGGUCAGGGUCAAUUUCAUCUCACUUCUGGUCAAUUAAGGAAAUGUAUUGAAUUUGUAUUAAUGAAUUGAAUAAAUCCUACUCAUUGAACACGGUUAACAUACUGCCCAACCAAGUCCCAAUCAUGAAUUGGAUAUCAAUUCCUUUUUUGCAGAGUAAUGUUUUCUUUCUGUGUCAUCCUGAAGCAGCUCCUCGCUGCGGUUAAAUGUUUAAAAACAUUUGUCUUUCAUCAAAGACAACGACUACAGACAGGACAGAGUACGCUGACAUAUGCAAACAAAUCACAAAGCACUUGCUUCCUUCAGACAGUGACGGUGAACACAGGCCUGCCAAUGUGUGACGUGUGAUUCAAUAAGAUUUCAACCGCAUAUAGAAUGAUGAAAUUGACACUUAUUAACAACGACUGAAACACACAAAAUCACACAAUAUACUUACAGUAUAUAUACUGAACAAAAAUAUAAGCGAUGUUGGUCCCAUAUUUCCUGACUCGAAAUAAAAGAUCCCUGAAAUGUUCCAUACGCACAAAAAGCUAAUUUUUCCCAAAUUUAUGGCACAAAUUUGUUUACAUCCCUGUUCGUGAGCACUUCUCCUUCGCCAAGAUAAUUCAUCCACUUGACAGGUGUGGCAUAUCAAGAAGCUGAUUAAAUGACAUGAUCAUUACACAGGUGCUUGUGCUGGGGAGGCCACUCUAAAAGGCCACUCUAAAAUGUACAGUUUUGUCACAUAACACAAUGCCUCAGAUGUCUCAAGUUUUGAGGGGCCGUGCAAUUGUUAUGCUGACUGCAGGAAUGUCCAGCAGAGUUGAUGCCAGAAAAUGUCAUGUUAAUUUCUCUACCAUAAGCCGAGUCCAACGUCACUUUAGAGAAUUUGGCAUUAUGUCCAACCGCAGACCAUGUUUAACCAUGCCAGCCCAGGACCUCCACAUCCAGCUUCUUCUAAAGCAGGAUCACCUGAGACCCACCACCCAGACAGCUGACGAAACUGUGGGUUUGCACAACCAAAGAAUUUGUGCACAAACUGUCAGAAACCAUCUCAGGAAAGCUCAUCUGUGUGCUCAUCGUCCUCAACAGGGUCUUGACCUGACAGCAGUUUGGCUUCGUAACCAACUUCAGCGAGCAAAUAAUCACCUUUGAUGGUUACUGGCACACUAGAGAUGUGUGCUCUUCACGGAUGGUUUAAAUCGUAGAUGGCAGACAGCGUGUAAGACGUCAUGUGAGCGAGAGGUUUGCUGAUGUCAACAUUGUGAUCAGAGUGUCCUAUGGUUGUGGUGGGGUCAUGGUAUGGGCAUGAAUAAGCUAUGGACAACGAACACAAUUGCAUUUAUCAAUGGCAAUUUGAAUAAACAGAGAUACCGUGACGAGAUAUCCUGUGGCCCGUUCAUCACCUCAUGUUUUAGCUUGAUGAUACACAGCCACAUGUCGCAAGGAUCUCUACACAAUUCCUGGAAGCUGAAAAUGUCCCAGUUCUUCCAUGACCUGCAUACUCACCAGACAUGUCAGCCGUUGAGCAUGUUUGGAAUGCUCAGUAUUGACGUGUAUGACAGCACGUUCCAAAUUCCCAUCAAUAUCCAGCAACUUCGCACAGCCAUUCCACAGGCCACAAUCAACAGCCUGAUCAACUCUAUGCAAAGGAGAUGUGUCACGCAGCAUGAGGAAAAUGGUCACACCAGAUACUGACUGGUUUUCUGAUCCACGCUCCUACUUUUGUUUUAAGGUAUGUGUGACCAACAGAUCUGUAUUCCCAGUCAUUUGAAAUCCAUAGAUUAGGAUGUAAUGAAUUCAUUUAAAUUGACUGAUUUCCAUGUAUGAACUGUAAGUCAGUAAAAUCGUUGAAAUUGUUGCAUGUUGCGUUGAUAUUUUUGUUCAGUGUACAUAUUAUAUACAUAGAUGCCUCUGUUUCACGCUCAUACAGAGCAACACAGAUGGACAGAAUGUUCCUAUGUCAAUAUUGAUCACACUAAACAGAUCUGGAUAGGUUAAUGCUUGAGACUUAAAGUGUUUCAUCACUGGCAUCAAGAGUCAAAACAAUCAACUCUUCUUUCAGAAGAAAACCUGAAAGUUGAAUUACCAUCAACAACACCUAAGGCUCCAUAUAGCCCUACAUACUACAUAUAUUUAGUGCACUACAUUUAGCCAGGGCCCAUAGGGCUCUAGUCAAAAGUAGUUCACUAUGUAGGGAAUAGGGUGCCAUUUGUCAUGCACAAAAAUUAUUUGACAUUUCUUUAAAAAAAAAUGUUUAGGCAAUGUAGAACAAUAAAUAGGAUAUAAUUUUCAAAUAUUCAAAAAACAGGUGGCAUUUUUGUUAUUUUGUUAUUUGGAAUUCCCCAUUUGUUUGCUCAUCCAUGACUUAGAGUUAGAGUCUGCAUUUGUUAAAGACAUGGAAUGCAGUUUAAAGGUAAAUGUGUCUUUCAGGAGGGGAUGAUCACUUUAGGUCAGUUUCGCUUUGUGCCAAAGGUUUCACAUAUGAACCAAAAAAAAAGGAAGAUAGUGAGAUAAACUUCCACAGAACUUAAAUGAUUAGUAGAGAGUCAUGUGCGUUGUUUUCCUCCUCUAGUAUUUUUUUCUACUUUUCUAAAAAUCCAGCUCCCAGGUCGCCGUAACCAUAGUGAUAGAAACAACGUCACCCGUCGGGGUUUCCAAAAUCAUUGAUUUCUCUAUGAAUAUUUGUUUGUUUUUUACAAAAAAAAGAAGUUUUUUUUUUAAUUAUAAAAUAAUUUCAUUGGGAUGUUAUUUUGCAUCAUCAUCUGCAUGUGGGCCAUUUUUACCCAUUUUUUAUCACUAGCUUGCUAUGCUCCUAAGUUGUUUUAACGUGUAACAGAUGGAUUUGUGUUGUCAUGUGGCCAUCAUCGACCAAUUGUGUUGUUAUAACCAUAUAUCCCUUUUGAGGCAAUUAACAAUACAUGGCUAACAAACACACACAAAAAAUCUAUUUCAAAUGUGUAAUGAAUAUGAGGCAUGUACACACAAGAUGAAUAUCACCUCACCUUUGUGAUUUGUUUUGUUUUAAUAUUGUACAGAACAGUACCUUUGAGAAGAAUUGACAAGGUGGCAUCUAACAAGAUUGGUUUAUAUAUUGUUGAGUAAAGGUUUAGUCACCUGAAUUCAGUCAUGAAAAAAGAGAAUCAAAAGUAAAUUAAAUGUAAAACAAUGAGACGACAAUCUCUGCUCUAAUGUAAAUGGCUACAUAUGCAUAUAUUGGUGAGUGUGUGUGUGUGCAGCGAGUGUGUGUGUGUGCAUUUUUGUGUGUAUGUAUACUGGCAUGAACCUUGCCAAAAUAUUUUAUGUACACACGUAUCUUGUAUAAAAUCUAUAUAUGAAAUACCUGCUAUAUAAUAUAUAUGCUUGUAAAUUAGUCAUUGGUGGGUACAGGUUCAAGGUUGCUUGGAGAGAAAGCUUAAAUGUUUGCCAGCAGUAUAGUAUUGAUCAACUCUGUGUUGUCAUGCCUUUGUAAAAUAUCCCAUCAAAAUCUAAGAAAAAAUGACCUUCCAUACAUGUAAUUUUACUUGAACCAUUAAAUAUUGAAUCGUCAAA
Messenger RNA from Oncorhynchus masou masou (cherry salmon), 11646 nucleotides. RefSeq names its product protocadherin-11 X-linked-like. Gene Ontology annotation, molecular function: calcium ion binding. The coding region runs from base 790 to 4557 and encodes 1255 amino acids. Gene Ontology annotation, biological process: homophilic cell-cell adhesion. Gene Ontology annotation, cellular component: plasma membrane. NCBI's taxonomy places the organism in Eukaryota, Metazoa, Chordata, Actinopteri, Salmoniformes, Salmonidae. The record is from RefSeq and is a predicted model, not a curated record. The transcript is spliced from 7 exons.